Messenger RNA from Anguilla anguilla (European eel), 1752 nucleotides. Its product is annotated as kelch domain-containing protein 1. Bases 286 to 1443 code for a protein of 385 amino acids. The record is from RefSeq and is a predicted model, not a curated record. Lineage: Eukaryota; Metazoa; Chordata; Actinopteri; Anguilliformes; Anguillidae. The transcript has 14 exons. Gene Ontology annotation, molecular function: protein binding.
UUCCGCUUCGCGUCAUGUUUUCGUGCCCACUGCUGAAAACAACUUAAUGGAUUCAGAUAGCGGACCUGUCAGUUCAUAUUUUCAAAUGGAUUGGGCCAUGGACUACACUGCAGGGCUUGUGGCCCGUGAACGAAGUGGUCACACGGCUUUAUUGGAAGGAGGUUUUCUAUAUGUUUGGGGCGGUUAUGUGUCAAUUGCUGAUGACGAAGUUUUCCUACCCAAUGAUGAAAUCUGGCUCUAUGACAUAGAGAGUGGUAUAUGGCUAUGACAGACUGAAAAGGGUUUAUGAUACAGGUUGAUGAUCAUUUCUGCGGCGGUUAUGUAGCUUGGGUCCAUUCCAGCCACAUCAAAGGUCAACAGCCUUUCCCUCCUCUCCUGCAUGCUGGCUCAGAGUUGGGCAACCUGGAGAUGGUCAGGUCCUGGAGAGCUGCAGGGGAGACUCAUGUGAUGCGAGGGGAAGUCCCUCCCCCCAUGUCUGGGAUGUGUGGCAGCUCUCUGAAUGGAGAGAUGUACGUCUUUGGAGGCUGCAAUGAAGAUGGCCACACCAAUCAGCUUUACCACGUGAACCUCUUGGAUGGAAAAUAUACUUGGAGGAAAGUGAUGAACAGCAGUGGUGCCCCACCCACCCCACGAGAUAAGCUGUCCUGCUGGGUGUACAAAAACAGGCUCAUCUACUUUGGUGGGUACGGUGACAAGCACUUCAGACAGCUGAACAAUUCCAGGAGUUUCGUUGUGGAUGAGGCAUUAUGGGUAGAAGAGGUCUUUUGGGGAUGGAACAAUGAAGUCCACGUAUUUAACCCGAGCACAGCCUCCUGGAGUGAACCUCACACUCAUGGUCUUGCCCCAGCACCCAGGGCUGCCCACGCCGGUGCUACACUGGGCAGUAGAGGGUACGUGUGUGGGGGUAGAGUGAUGGAGACCAGGAUGAGUGACAUUCACUGUCUGGACCUAGAAUCUUGGACAUGGACUGAAAUUAGACCCAUGUCUGCAAUACCUAUGGGGCGCUCAUGGCACACGCUCACAGCAGUUUCGGACACCACCUUAUUUUUAUUCGGUGGAAUAAGCGUUGACUGUGCUCCACUGAGUGAUGGCUGGAUAUUUGAUGUACAGGCAAAGUUGUGGAGAGAGUUGGAGCACCCACACAAGGACAAGCCAAGGUUGUGGCACACAGCAAGUCUAGGAAAAGACUCUGAUGUCAUUGUGUUUGGGGGAAGUCAGGAUGACAUCUUAUUUGUGGAUAAAGGUCACUGCAAUGACGCACUUGUUUUCCAGACACAACCAUACACCCUCCUCAGGUUGUGCGAGGAUUACAUGGGGAAGAAUCCCUGGGUGCUACAGGACCAGUUGUUGUGGUUACCACGAAAGCUAAAGCAAAUAAUAAUAAAGAGGAUUUCUUUUUUCAAGCCAACUGCAAAAUCUCAGGAAAUAAUCCAUGCUACAUAAAGAUAUAUGGACAAGCUAGCAAAUAUUGCAAUAAUUCUAUGGCAUAUGGUUAUGUCAAUGGGUUGUCAUUAUGUUCAAUGUAAUUACAUGGAUUUCUAAAAUGAUAAGUGCAUGUGUACUGCAGCUGUGUCGCUGAAGACCUGCGUUUUUACCGUUUAAAACAAUCGUUUCAAGAUUAUUAGAAUAAAAAAAACAUAACGCUAAUGUAAAAAGAGAUUUUCUUUCUUUUCUAACUUUACAAAGGUUUAACUAGGAAGAUACGUAUUUAUGAAAAACAACACAUUAAAUAAAAUCUAUAUUUUAUCCUGA